This is a messenger RNA of Musca vetustissima, 2231 nucleotides long. It is a transcript of the gene Plod, whose product is annotated as procollagen-lysine,2-oxoglutarate 5-dioxygenase. Gene Ontology annotation, biological process: peptidyl-lysine hydroxylation. The record is from RefSeq and is a predicted model, not a curated record. Gene Ontology annotation, molecular function: iron ion binding; L-ascorbic acid binding; procollagen-lysine 5-dioxygenase activity. The transcript has 10 exons. Gene Ontology annotation, cellular component: endoplasmic reticulum. NCBI's taxonomy places the organism in Eukaryota, Metazoa, Arthropoda, Insecta, Diptera, Muscidae. The coding region runs from base 1 to 2223 and encodes 740 amino acids.
AUGCUUAGUUUUAAAAAAUGUAGUAGCUUUAUGCUACUACUGUGUGUGCUAAUUGUCCAUGUGAAAUGCAUUCAAGAUGAAGUGAUAUCGGAAACGUCAACGGCGGCGGCGGUGGAGGAUGAAACACCACUUGAUGUCAAAGUAAAAGUCUUCACAGUGGCCACCGAGCGUACCGAUGGCUUCUUGCGUUAUAUGCGUUCAGCCAAGGUCUAUGAUAUUGAGGUCACUCCCCUGGGUUUGGAUCAAGAAUGGAAGGGUGGUGAUAUGUCCAGUGUUGGUGGUGGCUUUAAGGUUAAUCUCUUGAGAGAAGCCGUAAGACCACUUAAAGAUGAAAAGGAUACCCUUAUUAUGUUUACAGAUAGCUACGAUGUUGUCUUCACAUCCCGCCUAAAUGAAAUUGUUAAAAAAUUCAAAGACUUCAACGCCCGUGUGGUGUUCUCUGCCGAAAAAUACUGCUGGCCUGAUGUAAAGUUGGCCUCCAAAUAUCCCAGUGUGGAACCUAAGGCUUCAAGAUAUUUAAAUUCUGGUGCCUUUAUUGGUUAUGCUUCGGAAAUAUGGCAAUUGUUGCAGCCCACCAUUGAAAAUUUAGAAGAUGAUCAGCUAUACUACACAAAGUCAUAUCUCAAUGAAGAGUUGAGAGCAAAAUUGGGCAUGAAAUUGGAUGUUGAAUCGAAAAUAUUCCAAAAUCUUAAUGGCGCUAAGGAUGAUGUCAAAUUGGAUGUUAAUUUGGAAACCAAUCGUGGCACUUUGAAAAAUAUCAACUUCCUAACCACUCCCAGUGUCAUUCAUGGCAAUGGGCCGAGUAAAGUUGAACUGAAUGCCUUUGCCAAUUAUUUGGCGAACACCUUUAAUGGCCAUUGUUUGAUUUGUCAGGAGAAUCGGGUGCAGAUUGAUGACAACAAUCUACCCAUUGUCACCUUGGCCCUGAUUGGUAUCACUCCCGUGCCUUUCUUUGAUAUGUUCCUGAAUCACACAGCCCAUUUGAAUUAUCCCAAAAAUCGCAUGCAUCUCUUCAUCUACAGUGGUGUGGAAUAUUUGGAUUCCAUGGCCAAGUCCCAUGUCAAGAAAUACGAGGAGGAAUAUUUGUCGGCAAAAAUUGUGCUAUCCACCGAUCAAUUUGAUGAGCGUCGGGCUAGGCAAUUGGCUGUCCAACAAGCCAAACAAAAGAAAAGCGAUUAUAUUUUCUUUGUUGAUGCCGAUACCCAUAUCGAUGAUAAAGAAGUCUUGAGAGAAUUGCUGACCUAUAAUAGACAAUUCAUUGCCCCCGUUGUCACCAAAUACAAUGAGCUGUGGAGUAAUUUCUGGGGUGCCCUAUCCGAAGGUGGCUAUUAUGCCCGAUCACCCGAUUAUGUGGAUAUUGUCAAGGGUGAUAUUAUUGGCAUGUGGAAUGUGCCUUAUGUGUCCAGCAUUUAUUUGAUCAAAAACACUGCCUUUGAACAUCUCAACUAUGAUCAUCAAUAUUAUGACCCCGAUAUGGCCAUGUGUGAAUCACUUAGAAAUGCGGGCGUCCAUAUGUUCAUUAUCAACGAUCGUUUCUAUGGUCAUUUGGUUAAUGCGGAUAAUUUCGAUAUCACUGUAACACGGCCCGAUUUCUACACCUUAUUUACGAAUAAAUUCGAUUGGACUCGCAAAUAUAUUCAUCCCGAAUAUCAAGAACAAUUGGAAGACAACUAUGUAUACAAUCAACCCUGCACUGAUGUAUUUUGGUUUAAAAUUGCCACCGAUGCUUUUUGUGAUGAUAUGGUUGCCAUUAUGGAAGGUUUUGGUAAAUGGUCCGAUGGCAGUAAUAAAGAUGAACGUUUAGAGGGUGGCUAUGAGGCUGUACCUACCCGGGAUAUUCACAUGAAACAAGUUGGUUUGGAUGCUCUAUGGUUGCAAUUUUUGAAUCUCUUUGUACGGCCACUACAGGAGAAGGUCUUUUUGGGUUAUUAUCAUAAUCCUCCUCGCUCCCUGAUGAACUUUGUGGUGCGCUAUCGUCCCGAUGAACAACCCUCCUUGAGACCACAUCAUGACUCCUCCACCUAUACCAUUAAUAUUGCCUUGAAUCGGGCCGGCAUUGACUACGAGGGUGGUGGUUGUCGUUUCCUGCGCUACAAUUGUUCCGUUACGGCCACCAAAAAAGGUUGGAUGCUUAUGCAUCCCGGUCGUUUGACCCAUUAUCAUGAAGGCUUACGUGUAACCAAUGGUACACGUUAUAUUAUGAUUUCCUUUAUUGAUCCAUAAAUAAAGGC